Molecule: messenger RNA, 3608 nt
Organism: Chrysemys picta bellii (western painted turtle)
Lineage: Eukaryota; Metazoa; Chordata; Testudines; Emydidae
Product: HHIP-like protein 1
Cellular component (GO): membrane
Source: RefSeq, a predicted model, not a curated record
CCCAGGAGUCCUGGCUCCCAGCGCCCCACUCCCUACAUGCAGGGAUUGUCCUUGACUCCCCACGGAGCCCCCACCCCCGCUCCCAGCCAGCCCCAGUGUGCAGCAGGCCGGGGUGUGCGGGGUUAAUGCUCCCCCCUCCAGCGCCUCCCGCCAGGCUCACCCUGCUAUUACAGGCCUGGCCCCGGCUCCCCUGCACACGUGUUCCCAGCCGGUGCGGGCGGAGCCGCCGGCAGCCCCCACGCAGGGCACUGCCAUGGGGCCUGGGGCCACAGCGCUGGGGGCCCUGCUGCUGCUGCUGGGCCAGGACCCCUGGGUCCUCCCCCACCCCCAGUGCCUGGACUACAAGCCGCCCUUCCAGCCCCCCCAGCCCCUGGCCUUCUGCCCCGAGUACUCGGCCUUCGGCUGCUGCGACGGCCGGCGGGACGCUGAGCUGAGCGCCCGGUUCCAGGUGUUGGGCAGCUUCCUGGACCCCGCCGGCUUGCAGAGCUGCGGGCACUUCCUGCGUGACCUGGUGUGCCAGGAGUGCUCUCCCUACGCUGCCCACUUGUACGACGCGGAGGAUGUGAGCUCCCCAGUGCGGGCGCUGCCCGGCUUGUGCCCCGCGUACUGCACGGCCUUCUGGCUGCGGUGCCGCUCCGUGCUGAGCCUCCUGACCGAGGACCCUGCCAGCCUGGCGCUGGAGGGCGACCGCGCCCGCUUCUGCGGCGCCCUGGAGCUGGGCGACCCCACCUACUGCUACCCGGCAGUGCUGGACAGCACGGCCCUGAGCCAGGGGUUGGGCCGGGUGCGGGAGGGCGCCCGCGGCUGCCUGCAGCUCUGCCUGCGGGAGGUGGCCAACGGGCUGCGUAACCCCGUGGCCAUGGCGCACGCCGGGGACGGCUCCCACCGCUUCUUCGUGGCCGAGCAGCGGGGCUGCAUCUGGGUCUUCCUGGCCAACGGCUCACGGGCCGCGCGCCCCUUCCUGGAUCUGCGGGCGGUCGUGCUCACCUCGCCCUGGGCGGGCGACGAGCGGGGCUUCCUGGGCCUGGCCUUCCACCCCCGCUUCCGCGCCACCCGCACCUUCUACGUCUACUACUCCGCCCACGCCGGGCCCCACGAGACCAUCCGCGUCUCCCAGUUCCGCGUCUCGGCCCACGACCCCAACACCGCCGACCCCCGCUCCGAGAGGAUCCUCCUGGAGGUGCUGGAGCCGGCGUCGAACCACAACGGGGGGCAACUGCUGUUCGGGGCCGACGAGCUGCUCUACAUCUUCACAGGGGACGGGGGGCGAGCGGGGGACCCCUUCGGAGCCUUCGGCAACGCCCAGAACAAGUCGUCCCUGCUGGGCAAGGUGCUGCGGAUCGACGUGGAGCCGGAGGCCGACGGCCCCCCCUACCGCAUCCCGCCCAACAACCCCUUUGUGGGGGAGCCUGGGGCCCAGCCCGAGGUCUACGCCUACGGGGUGCGGAACAUGUGGCGCUGCUCCGUGGACAGGGGCGACCCUGCCAGUGGCGCCGGGCGCGGGCGCAUCUUCUGCGGGGACGUGGGCCAGAACAAGUAUGAGGAGGUGGACGUCAUCGUGCCGGGCGCCAACUACGGCUGGCGGGCGAAGGAAGGGUUCGCCUGCUACGACCAGGCACUGUGCGCCAACGCCUCACUCGAUGACGUCCCCCCCAUAUUCGCCUAUUCGCACGAGCUGGGGCGCUCGGUGACGGGGGGCUACGUGUACCGGGGCUGCCACAGCCCCAACCUGCACGGCCUCUACAUCUUCGGGGACUUCAUGAGCGGGCGCCUGAUGUCGCUGCGGGAGGAGGCUGGCUCCGGGCGCUGGCACUACAAGGAGCUGUGCAUGGGCCAGGGCCAGACCUGCGCCUUCCCCGGCCUCCUCAACCACCACGUGCCCCACAUCAUCUCCUUCGCCGAGGACGAGGCCGGGGAGCUCUAUUUCCUCGCCACGGCCAUCGCCAGUGCAGCCGUGCCGGCUGGGAUCUUGUACCGGAUUGUGGACCCCUCCAGGCGGGCAUCCCCCGGACAGUGCGGGAUCAGCCCUGUGCCCGUCGCCAUCCAAGGGAAACUGAUCCACUUCCGCCCAACACAGAAAUUCAUCACACCGGCCCCACCGCCCGCAGUGACCACCCCACGGCUUGGCACCGGCUCAGAACCAAUGGGAACAGCUGGACCCCCCCUGGCACCUGCCACCCAUCCCCUGGGCCACACACACCCCUGCACAGGCCCAGAGCCCUUGGCCCUGCCCACCCCUCGGCCCAGCCCAGCUGUACCGGCCAGGCCCCCGGCUCGCCCAGACUGUGGGGUGCUGCAGGCACGUCCCACACCCCGGCCAGAGCCGAGGCUGCCCCCCACCACCCCCAACUGGUACCAGCAGCUGCUGGAGCGUCUGGAGGCCAAGAGCAGCCCACAAAGCCGCGCCUCCCGGCCCCCCAGCACCCACCAUCCCCCCAGCACGGGGCCACCCCCCACAACCCACCCAGCCCCCAACCCCCAUCUUUCCCCCAGCCCCUGGCUGCCCCCCAACCCCUAUCUUUCCCCCAGCACGGGGUGGCCCCCCACCUCCCACCCAGCCAACCCCCACCUUUCCCCCAGCACGGGGCCACCCCCCACAACCCACCCAGCCCCCAACCCCCACAUUUCCCCCAGCACGGGGUGGCACCCCACAACCUCCCCAGCUCCCAACCUCCAUCUGCCCCACAGAACGUUGCCACCCCCUGCCACCCCCCACCCUCCCAGGCGAGCGGCUGGGCACCACCCCAGGAAGAGGGGACCCCGGAGGCGGCUGGGGGCAAAGGGCCCCGCCCGGCAGCUGCCCCCUGGCACGGUGCGGCUGGUGCACAGGGGUGCAGCACCUGGGCGGGGUCGGCUGGAGAUCCUGGUGGGGGGCCAGUGGGGCACAGUCUGUGAUGAUCAGUUUGACGGGCGGGCGGCCGCUGUGGUGUGCCGGCAGCUGGGCUACGAGCGGGCGCUGAGGGUGGCGCGCCGGGCGGAGUUCGGGCAAGGGGCCGCGCUGCCCAUCCUGCUGGACGACGUGCGGUGCCAGGGCUCGGAGCGCAGCCUGCUGGAGUGCCGGAGCGCCCCCCCCGGGCAACACGACUGCGCCCACAGCGAGGACGUGGGGGUGGUGUGCGGGGACCCGGAGCGCCAGGGGCGGCCGAGAGGGAGCAGAGGGGCCCACGGCCUGUAACUUCUGCCUCCUUCUUGCCUCCCGGGGCUCUGGAGGGGGGGCAGGGUUUGGGGGCUGGGCUGGGGUGACAGGGCCCAGCCCCCCGGGCCCCUACUCCCCCCACAGCCACGUGGCCCAGAGCCCCCCCCCCCCGCGACAGCUGCUCAGGGUUCCUGCUUCCCUUUUAUAGUGGGGGGCUUCUACCCCUACCCCUGGGGGGGGUCGGUUCUGACGGGGGGGGGUGGAGAGCCAGGACUCCUGGGUUCUAUCCCCACCGCUGGGAGGGGGGGCCGUGGAGAGCCAGGACUCCUGGGUUCUAUUGUUGGCUCUACCCUGCCUUGAGCGAGGGCACAGGGCGCGUAGGGCCAGGGCCAGGUGAGAAUAAUACCACGGCGCCAGCUCCUUCCAGCAAUGUUUUAUUCAGACUCCUGCUGACCAUCCGUGGUGGGUGCCA